This is a messenger RNA of Hydractinia symbiolongicarpus, 3176 nucleotides long. RefSeq lists its product as uncharacterized. The transcript is spliced from 11 exons. The record is from RefSeq and is a predicted model, not a curated record. NCBI's taxonomy places the organism in Eukaryota, Metazoa, Cnidaria, Hydrozoa, Anthoathecata, Hydractiniidae. The coding region runs from base 177 to 1403 and encodes 408 amino acids. Gene Ontology annotation, biological process: signal transduction. Gene Ontology annotation, molecular function: SH3 domain binding.
AUGUGUGAAAUUUUUUAACGGAAUUUCCAACUUUCUGGGAAGACUGUCUCAUCAUUACAAGGAGAACAUUGGAGAACAUCGAACGAAACCUGGAUUAAAGCAGGAAACGAAAGGAAUUUGAACUCAUGAUGGUUAUCUAACAAAAAUAGGAAAGAUUAAAUAAAGAAAUAGGAAAUAUGGCUGCAAAGACUUUGAAAUCGAUUAGCGCUCAAUCUUUACUGGAUACACGUGCAUUUGGUGGAUGGUUAUUGAAACAAGAAAAUGGUAGAUUUGGAAAUGGAUUCAUCAGACGAUACUGCAUUGUACACGAUGGUUACUUGUACUAUUUCAAAGAUCACAAUAGUAAAUCACCUAAGGAUGCACUUCUCCUUAGUGGUUUCAGUGUGGAAGCAGCUAGACAAAGCAAGGGUCAUAAAUGGGGUUUUUCUCUUAAAUCAAAUGUAAAUACUGCUAAAGGAAGAACGUAUUAUUUCAACGUGCCUUCUCAAAGAGAACAAGAGGAAUGGAUAGCCCAACUAAAGCGGGUGGUCUCCCAUAACCUUUCAAUGACAAAUCGUGCUGAUGAUAAUCAAGAAGAAGAACUUAAUUCAGACGAUAGUGACUUUAGUUAUGACUAUGUUGAUAUAAAACCUUUUGAUGUAUGCUUUUUUAAUCCGGAACGUGCUGAACAGCCAAAAUUAGUUACAGAUGAUCCAGAACCCCCAGAUCCAGAGUUUAUUGGCCCAAAAAUAGGCCCUAAGCCAGAUGCUUUGCAAUCUUUUGAACAACCAGCUCUCCCUGUUCCACCUCCCAGAAGUCCACAAGUAAAACAAAAAGAACCAAAAAAUAACAGGGGAAGUGGUAAAUACGAAGUUACUGAAAUACAAACUCGCAUCACACCUCCUAAGAGAAUCGAACACAAAGAAGGAUUUUUGGACUACGAAAAAAUGUCUGGCAAUGCAGAACAUAAUAAUGCUGCAACAGAAAACAAAAAGCCUAUGGUACCACCAAAAUCUCCAUAUCAUACGGCACCUAAACCAAAACCUCGCAAACCAAAACAUGAAGAAAAAAACGAAGGCUAUUACGAAGACCCACAUGCAAUUGAUGUAGUGAUGGAUGAUGCAUCAGUGUUACCUAACUCUGUGUAUCAGUGGAGGUUGGGCAGAAGUGAGGCAGAAAAAUUACUUGAAAAUUUUGGAGCUAUUGGUUUAUAUUUGAUACGCCAAGGGCGAGAAGAGAAACAUGUAUUGAGUGUUUACACAGGGGGAGCUUCCAAACAUUAUAUAAUCUUCAUAAAAAAUAACAAGAGGUUCAUUGGUCAAGAACCUGAGCCGCAAUUUGAAGCACUGGGUGAUUUGAUACGAUAUUACAUGAAGCAUGAUUUACCUACUUGUAGUAUAACGUUGUCAAGACCGUAUAGGUAGUUAAUUGAAGAUUCAAAUCUUUUUGCUAGCAUGUCAAGAUAUUUUUUGUUUUGUGCAUGUUUAUAUUUUAAUUAUUAUCACUUGGUAGUUUUUUUUUCUUAGUUUAUGAAAUUUUUGUUUAUUUGCAUGUUAAAACAUGGUUUAGGUUCAUUUUGUUGUUGCAUUAUAAUUUAAAAGCUGGUGUCAGUUUUGUAUUUUUUAUAUUAUUUUUUCGCCAUGAUUUUUCACUGUUUUUAAAUAAGUUAUUUUUCUAAACUUUUACAUUUAUUACUAGAGAUUUUUCGAAUGAUUAAGAUUGAGAAUAAUAACUAUGAUUUUAAGUUAAAAAAGUUGAAAAAAGCCUCUGAUGUGGUUCUUUUUCUUUAUGUGAAAGGAAGUUACUGCAAAGUAAAAAGAUCGAAUGCUUGUCAAUUAGCAAUGUCCAUCUUAGUAUAUUAAUGCAAACAAUGGCUAAAGUGAAAUUUUUUAGAAAAAUGUCUAAGCAAAAUUUUUUAAAAAAUGCCCAAAAAUGUUAAAGCAAUGGAAAUAAACAGAAUUCUUAUUUUAUCUAUUUUUAUAUUUUCUUCAGAAUGUGGUAAGAAUAAAGCUGAUUUUCGACUAGGUAGAUCAACAACGUGUAUUGUUAUUUUACAAAAAGCCACCCUAAAAAGAAUUUGUGUUUUUGGCCUUUUCGUAUAGAAAAAAUUGUGUUCUUACUUGCCAUGUAACCCUAACCUCCUUCCCCCCCAAAAAAAAGGAAGAAGAAAAAAGUAAAAUAUGUUUGCUGAAAAAUAUUUUUCACUUUCAUGUUUACAUAAUACAAACAUUUUUGUAUAUAUUAUCAUUGGAAGAUGGAGUUGUGAGUAAAAGAAAAGGUUAAAGUGAGUUCAACUUUGUAUUUUCUGCAGAGCUGACGGCUUCUGAAAGAAUUUUUGUAGUGAAAAAAAGACCUGUUUUCUAGGCAUAGAAUAAUUAUCCUAGUGGAAAUUCAGCUUCCUUAAAAUAGGUAAAGAUAAUUAUUUCAAUUGUUUACUCUGGGUAUUAUCUCUUAAAAGAACCAGGAAGGUUUUUCCUGCUUUUUUCAAUUCCAGCACUUCCUCUCCAAAUAUUCUAGAAUACUUUAACUAUUUUUUGGAUGGGACCAUAAAAUAGAUUGUGUCGUAUAGAUCAAGCUACUUGUGAAUAAAAGUUUUUUUAGAAGAUUAGGGACACUUUGGGUAAAAUCAAUGAUGUAAAUAUUAAUUGUUGCAAUAAAUUUUUUUGCUUUAAUUAUAUUUUUAUUUUGUAUAAUUAUGUUAUUAUGCAAUGCAAAAACAUAGAUAAAUAGAAUUUAGGCAUACGAGAUAUUCUACAGAACAAGAUAUCGGGUUAUCGAAAAGUCGGUUCUGUCUAGCAAUAAAAAUUCAACAAUUCUAGUCUGACUUUUUAAACAAUCUCAGCAAGACAAAAUUUUCCUACAACGUUUGGUCCUUUUAAAACUUUGCCUUUCAAGUUAUGUAUUAUGCACUUGUUUUAUUUUUGUUUAAGAUUUUGUUAUAUUUUUACCACCAUUAUAAUUUUUAUCAAAUUUGAAGAAUAAAAAUUAUUUCUUAUAAAGUUUUAAAGCAUUUGUAUUUAUUUCAAAACUGAUAUUUAUUCAGUAAUUGUAUAUAAAAAUUGUUCAAUGCUUUUUUUUAUACAGACUUUUUCCGGAGGGACAAGUUAUUGAUAGCACAUACAAAAUUUCCAAUUUUAUAGGAUGCUGGACAUUUUAGCACACCUGAAAACACUUUUUGCUUUUUACUGUGCAGAUGG